AAAGCGCCACCCGGAAGCGGAAACCACCGCAGGCAAGAGAAGAGAGAGGAGUGACUUCCGCUUGUCGGAAGUCGCUCCUCCCCCUUGCUUAGCUUUUUUCCUUUGCGAUUGGUUCCUGAUGCUCCGGCCCCGCCUCCUCCGGCCACGCCCCUCGCGGCCCCUUUUCCCGCCUCCGCCGGGGACGAACCGCUGCCCGGCUGACAGUUGAGGAUGGCGGGGGCUGAGGGUCCCGCUGGGCGGCAGUCGGAGCUGGAACCGGUGGUAUCGUUGGUCGACGUACUCGAAGAGGACGAGGAGCUGGAGAAUGAGGCGUGCGCUGUCCUGGGUGGCAGCGACUCCGAGAAGUGCUCCUACUCGCAGGGCUCAGUAAAGAGACAAGCACUAUAUGCCUGUAGUACUUGCACCCCAGAGGGAGAAGAACCAGCAGGAAUUUGCCUAGCUUGCAGUUAUGAAUGUCAUGGAAGUCAUAAACUAUUUGAGCUAUACACAAAAAGAAAUUUUCGUUGUGAUUGUGGAAAUAGCAAGUUUAAAAAUUUGGAAUGCAAAUUAUUUCCUGACAAAGCAAAGGUAAAUUCUGGCAAUAAGUACAAUGACAACUUUUUUGGAUUGUACUGCAUUUGCAAGAGACCUUAUCCUGAUCCUGAAGACGAGAUUCCAGAUGAGAUGAUCCAGUGUGUGGUCUGUGAAGACUGGUUCCAUGGAAGGCAUCUUGGUGCCGUUCCCCCUGAGAGUGGGGAUUUCCAAGAGAUGGUAUGCCAGGCUUGUAUGAAACGUUGUUCUUUCUUGUGGGCUUAUGCUGCACAGUUGGCAGUAACUAAACUAUCUCCUGAAGAUGAUGGGCUGGUGCGGAAUGUUGAUGGACUAGGUGAUCAGGAAGUUGUCAAACCUGAAAAUGGAGGUUAUCAAGAUAGUACCCUCAAGGAGGAUGUUCCAGAAAAUGGAAAGGAUGUCAUCAAGGAAGUUAACACAGAGCAGAGUAAUGAACCAUGUACCAGCUCUAGUUCUGAUUCUGAUUUCCAGACAGGGUUUAAGACUCAAAACCUCAACACAAAAUCACAAUGUGGCUGCACACUUCAGGAGCUUAAAGUUAACCAGUUUAUAAAGAAAGACACUGCCACCUAUUGGCCCCUAAACUGGCGUAGCAAGUUGUGCACCUGCCAAGACUGUAUGAAAAUGUAUGGAGAUCUAGAUGUCCUGUUCCUGACAGAUGAAUAUGACACAGUUCUGGCUUAUGAAAACAAAGGCAAGAUUGACCAGGCAACUGAGAAGAGAGACCCUUUAAUGGAUACCCUUAACAGCAUGAAUAGAGUCCAGCAAGUGGAACUAAUUUGUGAAUACAAUGACUUGAAGACUGAACUUAAAGACUAUCUCAAGAGAUUUGCUGAUGAAGGCACGGUUGUUAAGAGAGAGGAUAUUCAGCAGUUCUUUGAAGAAUUUCAGUCAAAAAAGAGAAGAAGAGUGGAUGGGAUGCAGUAUUAUUGCAGCUAAAGUGGUGUAUGAAGCUUUCUCAUUCAGGCCAAUGAAAAUGCCACUUCCUAUCUAGGAAUAAAAGAGGCAUAUCUCAUAUUUGGUUCCCUUUCCGUCCUCCUCUUUUUUGGAGAGGCCUCAAGCUCCCAUCAUUUUCCUUAACUACAGUAGCCACAAUGUUGAUGCUGAUUUCACAACCAGCAUUCUUUAUGACUCAGCUAAUGCAACUCAUUCCACAGACUUCAGCCCCCAACCCCCAUAUGCUCUGGGUUAUUUGCUUAUAUGUUUUAAGAAGUUUGAUUUGGUUUUGAGAGAGCAAAUUGGUUUCUUUUGUAUGAUUUGUUCUUUAAAUCCCGAAUGUAUGUGCUUUGCCACAGAGCUGUUGUGCUUUGCCAGGACCACCUCUGUAGGCAUCACAGAAGGUUCUCUUUCUGUCAGCUAGAACCUCUGUGUGUCCCCUCACCCUCUGAUCUGGUGCCUUGGGCCAAAGCUUCCUCAAGCCUGGUCUCUUUCUGUCACAUCCCUACUUUUGGAGGUUUGGUCAUGGCUUAGAAGGGGUAUUGUUUUCUCUGGGCCCAGUCUCCAGAGUAGUCAUGAUCAGUAGCUGUCUGGCUUGAUUGUAUGUGUGUGUCACAGGUAGGGAGAGUGACUGAUGACAGGGUUGAGGAAGCAACCCUUUGUUACUAAUACAUUUAAAGUGAAAUUUUCACUCACAAUUCUGCUGGCACUAGAAUAUUAUAAUUUCAGUACUGUAGUGCUCACUGGGCUUCCUGGAGAAAAUUUGCCAGUAUACUAGACCCUUUUUUGCUGCCUAGAAAACAGACCGGGUAUCACCCCUGUGAAAUCUUGGUGGUUUACGAAGUCCUCUGGAUUUCUUUAUAUUAUCAGGGAUAUUCUUAAGCAUAUAUUUAAGAGGACCUAUUUUGAUAUUGUUCUGUUAUAAAAAUGUUAUUAGAACCCCAAUAAAUUAUUCUUUUCUCCCCUUGAAUCUGUGCUGAAGAAAAAAGAUACUGACUUAGCUUGCUUGUAGUGAGCAGGGCAGUGAUUGUCCUAUUUUGGAAGAAACAGCCUCUGUGGAGGAGAUUCCAGACAAGGCCCUAGGCUGCACGAAUGAUGAGUUUUCUGUACAUAAAUAUUAAUGUCCACAGCUGGUUCCCUAAUGACUAUGAGAGAAGAUCUUCAUGGAAUGUUGAAUAAAGCCCUAUAUCCGGGGGAUGUCCCUUAAUUGGCAUGAAAUCUCUUUAAAGCCCUUCAGGCUAUGUGGAAAACACCUUUUAAAUAUAGAGCCCUCAGCUGCUCUCUCUCCCUCUGGAGGAACAGUGUCUUUCCUGACAGUAGGUGAUAACACUUUGAGGUUUGUUACCAAAAGCUUUGGGGCUAUAUAUGUGUGUUAGAAUUCCUUUUGUGUCCAGCGGUCAUGUAUUCAAGUGCCCACCAAUCCUGGGACAAGAUGAACGAGGCCUACAAAAAGUCAAGGCCUCAAAGAAAUGGCACAGCCCAUGUUUUCUGGCGUUUGUCCUCUUAAUUACAGAUCCACACGAAGAGGUGUGUGGAGCUUUGGGAGAUGCUUGUGUUCCUUGAGCUGGCCUUGUGGAGAGGGCUUCUUUAAGAAGCUCAGGGUGUCUUGAAGCUGUUUAUCAGCAGCUUGGGAAUUUGUCCAAGUCUGAGGAUGUUUUGAAUACCUUCUACAAGGUUGCAGUAUUAGUGUACCAUCAUGUCUUGAGAGUUUUAAUCUUUUCAAAUGUCUGAUUUAACUACCAGAAAGUUUCUUACUUUCUGUGAUAGAUCAGGACCAAGUCUCAGAGGUGAAACAUUACGUGCAGCAUAAUUGUACGAAUCACUUCAGUGCUGAUGGGCUUGUUUUAUGAAAGGUACUGUUCCUUCUUUCACAUUAACCAGAAAACCUCUUUUUUUACCUAUUGUUCUCAACUAGUUUUCUUACCAACUGUAUUGGACCGUCUCUUCUUAUGUAGAGACUUCUAAUAUAGAGGCUGAUUUUGGCCAACAUAUGGCAGUUGAUAUUAAUGCAUGAUUUAUGCAAAACAAAAAUAUGAUUAGUUGCUUUUAAGGAAUUAUGGCAUUGUAUGUGCAUUUUUUUUAGAAAUUGUUACUGGACUUUUAAUUACAUACUUAAUUCCAAUCAGGUUUCUGUAAAACUUAAAUAAAACCAAUUCAAAUA
Molecule: messenger RNA, 3646 nt
Organism: Carlito syrichta (Philippine tarsier)
Lineage: Eukaryota; Metazoa; Chordata; Mammalia; Primates; Tarsiidae
Gene: UBR7
Product: ubiquitin protein ligase E3 component n-recognin 7 (putative)
Exons: 11
Coding region: 211-1488 (425 amino acids)
Cellular component (GO): cytoplasm
Molecular function (GO): ubiquitin protein ligase activity; zinc ion binding
Source: RefSeq, a predicted model, not a curated record